Canariomyces notabilis is the source of this 1763-nucleotide messenger RNA. RefSeq lists its product as uncharacterized. Gene Ontology annotation, cellular component: cytoplasm. The transcript is spliced from 3 exons. Gene Ontology annotation, molecular function: protein kinase binding; heat shock protein binding; protein-folding chaperone binding. Gene Ontology annotation, biological process: protein stabilization; protein folding. Bases 149 to 1624 code for a protein of 491 amino acids. Lineage: Eukaryota; Fungi; Ascomycota; Sordariomycetes; Sordariales; Chaetomiaceae. The record is from RefSeq and is a predicted model, not a curated record.
ACUACCCCACCAUGAGUUGGUUCUCAUGAGACUUGAUAAAGGAAACAUUGUCCAACAUCUACCUACAUAGGCUACUAACCUACUCAUACUCAACAUUAGCCGCCAGACACUUUGAACAUAGAGGUGUGUAGUGCAGAGACAAGAUACAAUGCCUGUCGACUACAGCAAGUGGGACGCGCUCGAGCUCAGCGACGACUCGGACAUCGAGGUGCACCCAAAUGUCGACAAGCGCUCCUUCAUCCGCGCCAAGCAGCACCAGAUCCAUCUCGAACGGCAGCAGCGAAAGAACCAGAUCGAAACAUUAAAAUACGAGCGCAUUGUCAACGACAACCUAAUCAAGCGCAUCUCGGGUCUGCUCGCCGCUCUCAAAUCACAUGCCUCGGAGGCGCAAACAAGGAAUCCGGGCGAGGUGGCCUUCCAGGCGGUCAUGGAGUCGGCUGCGUCGCUCGAUCCCAAGGACGACCAGCCUCCCCCGCGGCCAGCCGGUGUCCACAACGCCGAAGAACCCCUGCCGACUUACACCAAGAUGAUGGCGACACUCCUGGACCAGGUGAACAAGGCCCUUGACGAGAAGAAGAUUGAGCAAGACAAGAGGUACGACGGAAUGGUGGCCGAGAUUGAGGACCACCUCAAGAAAGUCACGGAUCUUCAGGGGGAGCUACUGAAAAAGCUCGCUGAGCUCGAACGGGAAGAGUCACGCAAGAUCACCAGCGAGAGCAUCCACACUGGUUUUGACAGCUCCCAUAUCAACAAGUCGAAACCGUCUAGUUCGGGGGCCAAGGAGUCUACCGUUGAGCUGCUCAACCCCAACUAUAACGCAGCUUCCGAGUCUACACCCAAAGAUGACAAGGCCGGCAAAGAUGACGAUGCAGUUAGCGCCUCCCCGGCAGCCCAGGAAUUUGCCAAGAUCAAGGCGGCCGAUUACCGAGAAUCCCAUGCCUUCCUGACCAAACACCCGGAGAUUCUGUCUGAAAAGGAGACCGACGGCCUCCUGGUCCUCGCAUUCGACGCUCAGUUGGAGGGCCGGGCCGACUACGCUCGCAACUGCGUACACCAAGCACUGCUUCUGCAGUACUGCCGCUCCCUGGGCCGCGACGGCGUUGCCCUCUUCUUCAAGCGCAUCACUACCCCCGGCCACCAGGCACAGGAGGUCUUCUUCAAGGAUGUGCAGGAGUGGUACGCGAAGAUUAAGAACCGCGCUAGGGAAAUUACUCUGCAGAGGGCAAAGGAUGAGGCCGAGGGCAAGGCCGGAGGAGUAGAACAGAUUCAGCUGCAUGCUGUCGAGCCAGGAACUGUAAUCAACAUCAAGAUCCCUCCCGAAAACAGCGACGACCCCGUCGAGAAGGCGGGUAGGGAGAUCUUUGAGACCUUCUCGCCGGAAAUGAAGAAAGCAUUGGAGACUGGGAGCUUGGACGAGGUGAACAAGGUACUUGGGGAGAUGGACGUGGCCGAGGCCGAGGAGCUGGUUGGGAAGCUGGGAGAGGCCGGUAUCUUGAGUCUGGAGGAAGAAAUCAUUGACGCUACCACCGAGGAGGGCAAGGACAGGCUGAAAAAGCUGGAGAGCGAAGCCAAAGAGAAUGAGGCCAAGGAGAGCGAAGCCAAGUACGCCGACGACCCGGAGUGACAGUAGAAUGCUGAGUUGCUGCUUGUGAAGAAUCAAGUUGGACUCUAUCACUACGCUUGAAUUAAUCACACUUACUCUACUGAUGUUUGGUGAAGAGGAAUACUUCUUCUCCUAGCCAUACAAGAACCGCCCCGGUUAC